AUGGCGGAUCACGCCCAAGAGAAGGAGGUCUACAACGACCCCAACACCGUCCACAAUGAGAAGAUGGUCUCGCCUGGCGACGAGAAGCUCGCUAUCCACGACUCGGACUCGGGUUCUGGCGACGCCAACGCCCGCCGCCAGUCAGUCGCUGGCAACAUUGUCCACAACCCCCUCCAGCGUCUGUCCAAGGGCUCUGCUGCGGAACAGGCGUCGGCUUUUGCUGAGGGCUUCGGCAUGCCAGAGCACUCGAGCUUGUUUGCUCGCGCCGCUCUUGUUGCCCGCGACCCUGAGCGCUUCGAGAUGCUCACUGAGCUCGAACAGGACGAGCGUGAUGCCCUGAUCUACGAGCGCGACCACAAGUGGCACGGACCCAAGAUGCUGUGGUACUCGAUUGGUCUCUGUGCCGUUGGAGCCGCCACGCAGGGUUGGGAUCAGACUGGAUCUAACGGUGCCAACUUGUCUUUCCACGAGGAGUUCAACAUCACUGGAAAGGGCCGCGACGAGUGGAUUGUGGGUAUCAUCAAUGCCAUCAUCUUCUUGACUGCUGGCUUGAUCGGUGCCUUCAUUGUCGACCCUCUCAACAAGUACCUCGGACGUCGAGGAGAAAUCUUCUUCACUGCCAUUAUCCUCACUGUCACCCCCAUCGGCUCAGCCUGUGCGCAGUCAUGGCAAGGUCUCUUCGCCGCGCGCUUCAUCAUGGGCAUCGGCAUCGGCGCAAAGAACGCUACCGUCCCCAUCUACUCCGCUGAAAUGGACCCAGCCCGCAUCCGUGGCGCGCUCGUCAUGUCUGGCAGCUCUGGGUCGGCGCGAGUUACUUCCCAGCGUCUAUGGGACUGCUUCUCGAUCCCGCGUAUCCGACGCGCGAACUACGGCGCCUCGACCGUCAUGCUGGCGCAGCAGAUGUGCGGUAUCAACAUCAUCUCCUUCUACAGCUCGACCAUCUUCGUCAACGCUGGGUACACGCCGACGCAAGCUCUCUACGCGUCUCUCGGCUACGGCGCACUCCAGGUCGUCUUCACCAUCCCCACGCUCUUCCUCAUUGACACCAAGGGCCGCCGCACACUGUGCCUCAUCACCUUCCCCAUCAUGUGCAUCAUGCUGCUCGCUGCCGGUCUCUCGCUGCUCGUCCCCGCGGACGCGUCCACCGGCGCCCGCCUCGGCCCCGUCGUGCUGUUCGUCUAUCUCUUUACCAUCGCGUACUCGCUGGGCGAAGGCCCCGUCGCGUUCCAGUACUCCGCAGAGGUGUUCCCGACCAUCCAGCGUGAGCAGGGCAUGGCCUGGGCCGUGUGCAUCAACAACACGUUCGCGGGUAUCCUCGGUCUGACGUUCCCCCGCAUGACGACCGUCAUGACGCCCACGGGCGCUUUCGGCUUCUACGCCGGCCUGAACUUGAUCGCGUGGGGCAUGAUCUUCUGCUUCGUGCGCGAGACCAAGCAGCUCACGCUCGAGGAGUUGGAUCAGGUCUUCAACGUGCCCACCUCCGUGUUCCUCAAGUACGAGAUCAAGCGCAAUAUCCUGCGCCAGCGCGUUCCCAAGCCCGAGUUGCUGGAUAACGCGACCCACCGUGUCGAGCAGGUGCCUGCUGCUUAG
This is a messenger RNA of Parastagonospora nodorum SN15, 1590 nucleotides long. RefSeq lists its product as hypothetical. NCBI's taxonomy places the organism in Eukaryota, Fungi, Ascomycota, Dothideomycetes, Pleosporales, Phaeosphaeriaceae. The record is from RefSeq and is a predicted model, not a curated record. The coding region runs from base 1 to 1590 and encodes 529 amino acids. Gene Ontology annotation, biological process: transmembrane transport. Gene Ontology annotation, cellular component: membrane. The transcript is spliced from 4 exons. Gene Ontology annotation, molecular function: myo-inositol:proton symporter activity.